AUGAAGCCAAAGGAAAAGAGCCGAUCUACUUUGCACGAAAGCAGUAGUCACUCUACAACAAUCAAGUCAAGUAAACAGAACAAAGAAAAUCCAGAUGACACCACAGAACCAGCUGAAGAAACAACCGAAGAUGAGCGCGCGAUCGAAACAGAGAUUGCUGUUUCAACCGAGAAUGAACCUAACAGAGCUGCUGCUGAUGAAAACGUGGAAGAAACCACAAGUGACAAUGAAGCUGAAGAUAAUAGUGCAGCAGAAGAGCUUGAUAAUCCUGCAUCAACUGAACAUGACUCAGACACAGCAGUGGCUGUGGACACCGCCAGUGCAAGUGAAUCUGAGUCAGAAGAUGAGGCUUCUGAAGCAAAAGAGAGUGCUGUCACAAGUGAAGAUGACCUGAAGAAAGCUGUUGUUGAGGCCACUCAGGAAGAGGCAGCAGAAGAUGUGACAGAUGCCGCCAAGCACGAAUUUAACAAAGACACCAGUUCAGAUGAGUCAGAUGUGAAGGAAACGGAUGAAAAACUGAGUGAAGAUGAGAUUGCUGAGCAAAAGGAAAUUGCUGCCACAAGCGAAGAUGAAAUGGCAGAGGAAGCAGAUGAAACAAGUGAUGAGUCAGACAAGACAGAGUCGUCUGAAAAAAUCGGAGAAAGCAGCGCUAAUGAAGAAUGUAAAGAAGACGAAAAAGGUGAAGAUACAAGUAAGAAGCUAGUAGAAGGUGAAACAACUGGAGAUGAAUCUGAAGAACCUGGAAAGGAAGAGGUGGAAUCUGGUGAAAAUGAAUUGACUUGUGAAGAUUGCACAGAGGCUUUAACAACAGAGGGCGAGACUGAAAAGCAUGAAACCACAGAGGAAGACUCAGGACAGCCUGAAGCAGGAGAGAAUGAAACUGAUGAAAGUGACAGCAGGGAAGAAUCUGGAGCAGAAGGUACAUCUGCAGGAGAGGAGGCUGAAGAAACUCAAACGGGAAAGGUGGAAUCUACAGAUGAUACGGAAGAUGAAUCCGAGCAAGAUGAAGGACAGAAUGCUGUCAGUGAAUCAGAGACUAAUGCCAACAAACCAGAGAGUGGAUGCCAAGAAAGUGAUGUCACUUGUCAAGAAGAUACUAAUGAUGCUGAUGAUGUAGUGGAGCUUAAACCAGGAGAGGAUGAGGACGUGGAGGAAAAAUCAGAAACCAAAGAAGAAAUCAGAGAAAACAACCCAGAGGAUGAUGUUACACAAUGUAUUAACAUCCCAGAUGGAAGUACCGACGCUUCUGAAAAGGAGGAUGAGGAAACCGAGACACCCAAUGAAGACUGGAGUGAAAAAGAGGGAGAUUCAGCUGAUGGAGAAGACGAAGCAGAGGAAGACUCAGAUGAACCAGAGGAAGAAAGUGGUGACAUACAGCUUCCUUUGGUUACCAGCAAGAUAGACAAUCAAGAUGUAGCUAAUAUAGUACCUAAGAACGCGCUAAAGCCACUUGAUACUUUGAUCAAAGAGACCGCAGAAUCUGAGGACGGCACUUACGCUGACAUUGAAAAUUCAGAGCCUGAAAUAAACAGCCAAGAUGACAUUAAAAGCCUUGAGACAAAGAGUGUGAAAAAGAAGUUGUUUUGA
Messenger RNA from Oreochromis aureus, 1587 nucleotides. Its product is annotated as dentin sialophosphoprotein-like. Lineage: Eukaryota; Metazoa; Chordata; Actinopteri; Cichliformes; Cichlidae. The transcript is spliced from 2 exons. The record is from RefSeq and is a predicted model, not a curated record. Bases 1 to 1587 code for a protein of 528 amino acids.